Triticum urartu is the source of this 1733-nucleotide messenger RNA. The record is from RefSeq and is a predicted model, not a curated record. NCBI's taxonomy places the organism in Eukaryota, Viridiplantae, Streptophyta, Magnoliopsida, Poales, Poaceae.
CCCCCAGUUGUUUAGCAGUCGGCCGCGAUUUUUGUGCUGAGAAAAAAAUACUACUAGCGCGGAGGAAAUAUUCACUCCGCUCGGGGGCUCGGCUCGGCUCAGGCUCACCACCCCCCACCCCCACCGCAUCUCGGGCUCGCCUCACUCCUCGGGUCAGUGGCCAGUGGUCAGUGGAGUCGCUGCUCUGCUCCCGGCGGCGCGGCGAGAUGCGGGGGCAGGGGCAGAUCUCCCGCCGGCUGGUCGUGCUUGCGGCGGUGGCCGGGCUGCUGCUGCUGGCGUGGGCGCCGGGUGCGGCUGCCGUGGACAUCCAGGCGGUGCUCGCCCCGUUCCCCGACCUCGCCGGCUUCGCGCGCCUGCUCGCGUCCAGCCCCGUGGCCCGCGAGCUGGCCGGGCGGUCCUCGCUGACGCUGCUCGCCGUGCCCAACGCCGACCUCCCCCAGUCGCCCUCGGCGUUCGCGGCCGCCGCGGGCGCCGACCUCGCCGACGUGCUCCGCUACCACGUCCUCCUCGAGUACCUCUCCCCCGCCGACCUCCGCCGCCUCCCGGCCGCCGGGAAGCUGGUCACCACGCUGUUCCAGACCACCGGCCGCGCCUCCGCCGACCUCGGCGCCGUCAACGUCACGGCCGCCGGGCCGGGCCUCGGCGUCGUCCGCUCGCCCGCGCCCUUCCCCGGGUCCAACGCCACCGUGCUCGGCUCCGUCACCUCCGUGCCGUACAACCUGAGCGUGCUGGCCGUGGACGGCCUCAUCGCGCCCUUCGGCUUCGACCUGGCGGCCUCCGAGUCCCGCCCCCCCGCCGCCGUCAACAUCACCCGCGUCCUCGCCGACGCGCGCGGGUUCAACGUGGCGGCGUCCAUGCUGGAGGCCUCCGGCGUGGCGGAGGAGUUCGAGGGCGACGAGCGCGGCGCCGGCAUCACGGUGUUCGUCCCCACCGACGACGCCUUCGCCAGCCUCCCCGCCGGCGACCGGCUCCAGUCCCUCCCCGCCGACCGCAAGGCCGUGGUGCUCCGCUUCCACGUCCUCCACUCCUACUACCCGCUGGGGUCGCUGGAGUCGAUCGUGAACCCGCUGCAGCCGACCCUGGCCACCGAGUACGCCAGCCAGGCCGGCCGCUUCACCCUCAACAUCACCCGCUCCAACGGCUCCGUGGCCAUCGACACCGGCGUCGUGCAGGCCACCAUCACGCGCACCGUCUUCGACCAGAACCCCGUCGCCGUCUUCGCCGUCUCCAAGGUGCUGCUCCCCAAGGAGAUGUUCACCAGGGCCGACUCGGCCGCCGUCGUCGCCGCGGCCCUGGCGCCCCCGCCGGCCGCCGCCAGCUCGAUGCCGCCGGAGCCGCCCGAGAGCGCGCGGACGCCGCCGACGAAGCUGUCCUCGCCCCCCGCGCUGCGCGGCGGGGCCAGGAACGGCACCGCGGUUUCGCCGCCGUCGUCGUCGGCGGCAAAGGCAACGGCAACUGGGCGGUGGUGUAUAGCAUUGUUGUAUGUACUACCAGCACUGCUGCCUCUGGUAUGAGAUCCGGUGGUGAGCUAGUCCGUCCAUUGCCGUCUCCUUGCUGAGCUCGAUUCUUUUUUGCCUUGCUUUGGUCACCAUUGUUUCUUCUUUGUUUUACUGCUAUAUAUAUUACUAGGAGUGAACCUGUACACAAUGCAUUUGGAAAGGGGGGAGAAGCUAGAUGACUCGAGUCGAGGUGUGAGGAAGAUUGUGCUGCAAAGCAAAGAAGCGUUCUUUUCA